AAGGAAUCGAAUAAUGCUGCCGUCCCACCUCAUCAUCCAUCUGAAUUUCUUUUUACGCCUCUCACCCUUUCUGAAUUUGUUUAUGUUUUUUUUUUCAAGCGAAUCAUACACUCAUACAUACCUAUCGGAAAACAAGAUUAGGAUGGGUCGCUGUCGGGCGGGCCCCACGGUUCGAUCCCUCCACGACCACGAUCCCGUCGGUCGCCACCCGCUCCAAUUUGAAAACUGGUUUCUUCGCCUUCUUCCCUGAGGUUCCUCUCCUGCCCCGCUCUCUGAUUUGCUGCUCCUGCUCCUCCUCGGUCGGCGCGCACUCGCCAAUCGUCAUGGCUUCUUCCGAGGGGAGAAAAAGGAGGAUCGUCGACUACCUCAACGACGGCGAGGAGCUCGGGGUCGAGGGGGCGGUGGGGACGCCGCCGCGCUCUCCGGCGGCGGCUGCGAGGUCGGUGCUGCCGAGGUUCAGGUGGGCGCGGCUGGUCAGGCUCGGGAGGAAAGGCGGCAGUGGGGAGGGGAAGGAGGAGGUGGAGGAGGUCGUGGUGGAGAAGGGCGAGCACCCGCCCGUGGCCGUUUCCACCUCAGGCGAAUCCGCAACCGCAAGCGACACGAGGCAUUCCGGCCUCGGCGUCGGGUUAAGCCUCGUGUUCCUCCUGGCCAAGACGUCCGACGAGUUCAACAAGAUGGUCAAGGUGCGCACAGAGAUGGAGGCGCUCCUGAAGGAGAUCAAACACCAAGUCGGGGAACACAACAGUAGCAAUGGCCAUGACGUAUCGAAACCUCGCAAUCCCGAGUCCACGACGUCUAGCUGUGUCACCGACAGGAACGAGCACAGCGUGAGUGGUAAUCAGGAGGAUCAGGCCGCCUCGUCCGGCAUGGAGGUGGCGAGCUACGAGAAAUCGUCCGAGGAUGGUGGAUGCUGCGGCAGGAUGGACGUGCUCGAGGAGGAGUUCCAUGCCGAACUGGAGCGGCUUCAGGCUAACAGCGGUUCAGAGACCCCGUCAUUUCUGCCCGAAGAAGAAGAACACGAUUCAGAGCCUUCGGAUGAUAUCGCUGAUUACCGGCAUGGAGUUGACGACGAUUUGGGGGAAGUUGCCGUGAACGAAGAAGACAACGAUGAUGAUGAGACUGAAUUCAAUGGAGUUUCUGCCAUUGAGCUAGAGAGAAGGCUCCACGAACUUCUCCAUGAAAGAAAUCGGGACCGGAUCGAGGAGUUGGAAGCCGCGCUGCGGUGCGCGGAGAAGAAGCUCGUCGAGAAAGAAAUGGAGAUCUGCUUGUGGAAGGACACGGCUAAAUUCGCGUUGAGACAAGACAAUGAGCUGCAAUGAGGAAAUUGUGAGUUGGCGCACUUUUCGUGCCCAAUGCAUCGAUUGUACAUGAUCACAAGAAAAGGAGAAGUUUAGGAAGAUUGCAUGAAUGGGCAAACACUAGAGUUUGCUUGCCAUGGUCAAUAGCAGAAUUGAUCUUUUGUGGAAUAUUUUACGGGAGAUAUAGUGUCGCUCUUCAUACCAAAGUUUAGUGAUUUAGUCUUAGCUUCUUAGAUUACCAGAGCACGUUUCGGAUUUGGGUAAAGUCAGUUCUGUACUCCCGCGGUUAGUCUGACUGAUGUACGGAUUCCUUACGAUAUUUGCCUAGACGUUUCUGCGUAUGUGGAUAUGAGCAUGUCUUGGAUCAUAUGUGGAUUCCGAACUGGUGUGGUGUUUCAAUAUUUUUGUUGCC
Messenger RNA from Phragmites australis (common reed), 1710 nucleotides. RefSeq names its product protein POLAR-like 1. Gene Ontology annotation, biological process: asymmetric cell division. The transcript is spliced from 4 exons. Lineage: Eukaryota; Viridiplantae; Streptophyta; Magnoliopsida; Poales; Poaceae. The coding region runs from base 324 to 1319 and encodes 331 amino acids. The record is from RefSeq and is a predicted model, not a curated record.